Balaenoptera acutorostrata (minke whale) is the source of this 1518-nucleotide messenger RNA. It is a transcript of the gene UNC93A, whose product is annotated as unc-93 homolog A. The coding region runs from base 145 to 1518 and encodes 457 amino acids. NCBI's taxonomy places the organism in Eukaryota, Metazoa, Chordata, Mammalia, Artiodactyla, Balaenopteridae. The record is from RefSeq and is a predicted model, not a curated record. The transcript has 8 exons.
GCAGCCUUAGUGACUAAAUACACGUCUAACUCAGACUCCAAGACAGAAUGUGACUUCUAGGUACCGACUGCUUUUCCUGAGCCCUAUUUGGUUUCUUUUAGGGAACUACAAAUCUAUUGGUGCUUGAAGCUUUUAGGCAGCACGAUGGAAAGAAGCCUGAAGAACAUCCUGGUGCUUUCUUUUGGAUUUCUACUUCUCUUUACUGCCUACGGAGGUCUGCAGAGUCUGCAGAGCAGCCUGUACAGCGAGGAGGGCCUGGGGGUGGCGGCGCUCAGCACGCUCUAUGGCGCGAUGCUCCUGUCCUCCCUGCUCCUGCCGCCCAUCCUCAUCGCGAAGCUCGGCUGCAAGUGGACCAUCGUCAUCUCCAUGUGCUGCUACGUGGCCUUCUCCCUGGGCAACUUCUACGCCAGCUGGUACACGCUGAUCCCCACUUCCGUCCUGCUGGGACUUGGAGCAGCCCCGCUGUGGUCCGCGCAGGGCACCUACCUCACCAUCAUGGGAAACACACACGCAGAGAAGACAGGAAAGGUCGGCAAAGACGUGGUCAGCCAGUAUUUUGGCAUCUUCUUCCUCAUAUUCCAGUCGUCUGGUGUGUGGGGCAACCUGAUCUCGUCUCUGGUGUUCGGCCAGACGCCCACUCAAGGGGCCAUCCCAGAGGAGCAGCUCGAGUCCUGCGGGGCCAGUGACUGCCUGGGGGCCACGGCGUCCACCAACAGCACAAACCGUCCCUCCCAGGAGCUGAUCUACACCCUGCUGGGCAUCUACACGGGCAGCGGCUUCCUGGCGGUCCUGCUCACCGCCGCGUUUCUGGAACCCAUAAAAGACGCUGAGCAGAAAAGUGAGGGAGAGAAGCAAGCGCCACCGUUCUGGUCCACUUUGCUGUCGACGGUCAAGCUGUUUAGAGACAAGCGCCUGUGUCUCCUGGUCCUGCUGCCGCUGUACUGCGGCUUCCAGCAGGCCUUCCUGGCCGGCGACUACACGCGGUCCUACACCACCUGCGCCCUGGGGAUCCAGUUCGUGGGCUACGUGAUGAUCUGCUUCUCAGCUGUCAACGCGCUGUGCUCUGUGCUGUACGGGAAGCUGGCCCAGUACACGGGCAGGAUCGCUCUCUUCGCGCUGGGUGCCGUGACCCAGCUGUCCUGCUUCAUCGCCCUCCUGCUGUGGAAGCCUCACCCCCGCCAGCUGCCUUUGUUCUUCGUGUUUCCCGGCCUCUGGGGCAUGGCCGACGCCGUCUGGCAGACACAGAACAAUGCUCUUUUCGGGGUCCUGUUUGAGAAGAACAAGGAGGCCGCCUUUGCCAGUUACCGCCUGUGGGAAGCCCUGGGCUACGUCAUCGCGUUCGGAUACAGCACGUUUCUGUGUGUCAGCGUCAAACUCUACGUCCUCCUGGGCGUCCUGAGUCUGGCCAUGGCGGCAUAUGGAACUGUCGAGUAUCUGGGGUCCAAGAAGGUGGCCAGGCUGCUCACCGAAGAGCAGACAAAACCAGCUGAGGAAGGAGUAACACAGACAAAAAUGUGA